This is a messenger RNA of Heterobasidion irregulare TC 32-1, 1107 nucleotides long. RefSeq lists its product as uncharacterized. The coding region runs from base 1 to 1107 and encodes 368 amino acids. The record is from RefSeq and is a predicted model, not a curated record. Lineage: Eukaryota; Fungi; Basidiomycota; Agaricomycetes; Russulales; Bondarzewiaceae. The transcript is spliced from 2 exons.
AUGCUUGCGAAUCAUGGACGCUCCGAAGCUCAAGCGGGCUGUCGUAAGUGCCAAAACGGCCGUCAACGUCUGCGAAUUCGAUUCCGGAACGAAGCGACGCUAACUGCUAUCCUCAUCCGGCAACGCGCUUCCCUCGCACACACACACACACACACGCACGCACACAUACUCUCUCUCUCUCUCGAAAGCGCACGCGCACUUCCGCAUGCGCUGGAUCCCGACAUCGGUCGGCAUACGUGCGACAGCGAGGCGCGCGCCACGCGCCGGCCGAGGAUUCGCCGACACCCCGACUCCCGAUUCCCGAGCGUGGCGCGGCGCAGAGCAGCGCUGUGCUGUGCGCUGUGCGCCGAGAAAAUGGAGGGCGGUGCGUGCCAGUGCGUGCCGCAGCACCGGCCGCCAGCCGCCCUCGCCCCGCGCCCGCGUGAGACGGAUCAGCCUCCCGUUCCUCCGGCCGCACGGCCAGAGAUCGACAGCUUAUCCAAAGGCAAGGCAGGUACGGGCUGGUACAAGCCUCCGUUCGGCGCGUCCCUGUCGAUCCACGACGUACGCACGCACGCACGCCCGUCGUGCUCGCAGGCGUCGCGACGUCGCGGGUGCGACAUGCACGGCGACGCAGGCGCGCGUUGUCCAGGGUCGCGCGGCGAUCCGUGCUCGUCGUUGCAUGGACGCGCGCACGGACGCCGUCGCACGGAGACGGGGCGGAACGGCGGGGCGGGCCCAAGGGAGCCGCCGAGCCGCAGAGGCGCGCGGCGCGGUUCGGAAGACGUACACGCGGCGCGACUGGAACAGCGCGCGCGCGCGCGAGCCGGUGCAGAUGGCAUCUGGCGCGCGCUCCCACCUGCUCCGUUGCCUGGGAGCCGGGGCGCCACGAGUGCGCGCGGGAAUAGAAUGGAGAAGCAACUUGGGUGGGGAUGGGGCUGGAUGGGGAUGGGGAUGGGGAGUCAAAUCCGGAUGCGGAUUGCGCUGUGCUUGGCUCGCAGGACCGGCGUGGUGCGGCGUGCGUGCGUGCGUCGAGGUUCGAUUCGGUGCGCGCGCGACGCCUGCGAGGCGCUACUCGGCGGGCGCGAGCCUCAGGACAUGCAAGAGUCCCUAAGCAUGGACUCGUGA